AAUAUGUUGUCGGAGCGAAUAAGAAUUCUGUACAGCCAAAGGUUUGGUAUCAGUAGGGUGUUCUUUCCAAAGGAGAGACAAUAUGAUUACCUAUAGAUCUUAUAAUUUUGCCUUGGUGGUAUUCAUUUUCAGUAUGGGUACACGACAUGUUGACUGCCUGGAGUGUUAUAGUUGUACCAAUAUAUUUAAUAAAGACAAUUGCACACAUACUGCAAAAUGUGGAUCUGGUCAGUUGUGUUACCAAGACUUAUCUGACAUCGGACAAUCUCCGGCAUACCAUUUAGGAUGCAUCGACAAACACAAAUGUAGUACGACAAAUAGUGGUGGCAGUGGUGCUUUACAAUUGGUUGGUCGUGAUUUACAGAAACGCCAAACAGAGAGCUGCCAUGAAUGCUGCAGUACUGACAACUGUAACAAACAUCUCUGUGGACAUUUUAAACCUUCUAGUUGUAUUGAUAAUGAGAACAUUGAUUGUGGUUUCCUGAACACAGUCACAAAUAUAUGUGCCGACAUUCAUCAUGCGAAAACAAUUUGCCCUAGGUUUUGCGACCUUUGCUCUUUAGUUGACGGUAUGUGGUCUGACUGGACAGCUUGGUCAGCGUGUGACGUCACAUGUGAUAAUGGCACACAGAGCAGAACAAGGACAUGUUCAAAUCCCCCACCAUCAAACGGAGGCUUAAAUUGCACCGGGCACACUAGAGAUUAUAAAUCGUGUCAUAAACAGCUAUGUCCUGUUCAACAAGUUGUUGUUGGUAUCGUAGCGAUUGUUGAAGCGCACUUAAAGUUCUGUCAGUAUGACACUGUAGAGCUGCAGCCAUACGACACUCAAAUUUGUCAAUAUUCCUUUGCAGUACAGCAACAUGUUGGUGCAUGUUCAUCUCUUAGCGGCGUUCCUGGGUUAUAUGAAGCACCAGAUGUAAAUACUGGUGGGUCGGGAACACGUUCACCAGCAGCUAUUGUUUCUAGUUUAGUAGCUACACAUUGA
Molecule: messenger RNA, 985 nt
Organism: Ruditapes philippinarum (Manila clam)
Lineage: Eukaryota; Metazoa; Mollusca; Bivalvia; Venerida; Veneridae
Product: thrombospondin-1-like
Exons: 8
Coding region: 83-985 (300 amino acids)
Source: RefSeq, a predicted model, not a curated record